AUGACAUUCAAAGCCAAAUCAAAGAACGAGUUGCUUGAAUUCCACGUCCUCAUCAGUGAUGGUACAACGUUAACCACAGGUCAAAUUUUCGAUGUUCCUGCCAACACUGUUGAAAUAGAAAAUGUUGCUCGCUUUGCCGUUGACCAAUACAACAAAAUUGGGCGUGCAAAUCUAGUGUUUGUGAGGGCGAUCCAUGCAAAGAAGCAGGUUGUGCAUGGGUUCAAUUACUUCAUAACCUUGGAAGCAAAAGAUGGUGAUAUUAUAAAAGUUUAUGAAACCAAAGUGUGGGCAUUCUCAAACUCUAAGGAGUUGUUGGAAUUUCAUGUCCUCGUCCGUAAUGAUACAACGUUAACCAAAACAGGUCAAAUUUUUUAUGUUCCUGCCGACACAAAAGGUGGUGAGAUCACAAGAAAGUAUGGAACCAAGGUGUGGGAAUUCAUGAACUCCGAGCAGUUGUUGAAAUUCCACAUCCUCGUUGGUAAUGAUACAACAUUACCCAAAGCAGGUCAAAUUGUCGAUGUUCCUGUCAACACCGUCGAAAUAGAAAAUGUUGCUCGCUUUGCCGUUGAUCAAUACAACAAAAAUGCGCAUGCAAAUCUAGUAUUUGUGAGGACGAUUCAUGCAUGGAAGCAGGUUGUGAAAGGGUUUAACUACUUCAUAAACUUGUUAGCAAAAGAUGGUGAAAUUAUAAAUUUGUACGAAACCAAAGUAUGGGAAUUCUCGAACUCCAAGGAGUUGCUGGAAUUCAAGCUUGUUGCAUGCAAAUCAUGUGGUCAUGAGGGAAGUGAUAUUGCUCCACAGAAGUGCUCUAUCAAAGUACAUGAAGAAAAAUCAUGUGAUACAAUGAGAAGAGAAACUAGAUACGAGUCUGAUUAA
Sphenostylis stenocarpa is the source of this 876-nucleotide messenger RNA. The record is from the annotation of a GenBank genome assembly. Lineage: Eukaryota; Viridiplantae; Streptophyta; Magnoliopsida; Fabales; Fabaceae.